Molecule: messenger RNA, 2175 nt
Organism: Physella acuta
Lineage: Eukaryota; Metazoa; Mollusca; Gastropoda; Physidae
Source: RefSeq, a predicted model, not a curated record
UAGGAUUCGAAUUUAAAGAAUGAAUAAAGAUGUCAGCGUCCUAGAAAAAUCCAGAAACGAUUUCCUGGUCACAUCUGCAGACACCUCUACGAAAAACAAUAUGCGGCUAUCUAAAGAAAAUUCUGGAGGUCUGUUGACCGCAUUGCCAAGAUAUUUCAGAAAGUCAAUAGUUGCUCAGCUGAUUGUGGCAAUAAUUGUAGUGUUAAUUUAUUAUUCAAUAAAUGGAGGUUUAAUUCCAAAAUUUUUAGCUCCCAAACUUACAUAUUUUAAUAUUGGACCUGAGAUGGACAGUCUGGCAUACUUUGAUGUGAACAGAGAUGCUAGUAAAGUCAGAUGGGAGAGAGAAGCUAAUAGCAGACAAGCUGUAAAAGCAGCAGUGAAUAAUGAAAAAGUACACAUGAUUUCGGGUGAUGUUAUACUAAAAGACCAUGGAACAAAAUCUCAGAAACUUGUUCCUAUUAUGGCAAAACCAAGUUCUCCGACAAGUGACAUCACACUUAAAGAAUGGCUGCAAGAAGUACGCUCUGGUACUAAAGGUAUCAGAUUGCACUUUCACUCAAUGGAAUCAGUGGAGAUAUCUAUCCAGAUUUUAAGUGAUUUUCACAAACAGAAUCCAAUUAAAUUCCCAGUUUGGUUGCAUGCUAAUGUUUUAAGAGGACCACAUGGAGAAGAAGCUGUGAUUGACCAUAAUCGAUUUAUUAGAGCCAUCCAGCGGCAGUUUCCUAAGUGCACCAUAUCGCUUGGAUGGACAACUGGAACACACACUGACCUCACACAAAGUGCUUAUGAAUGGCAGAUGGUUUGGGACAUGCUACAUCUAGUACAAGAGUUUGAAUUUGAGGAAUAUCAGCAGAUUAUAUUUCAGGCUCGCCUGUCAUUGAUUCAUAACUCAGUGCCCCAGUUAAAAUGGAUCUGUGACAAUGUGAAGCAGUCUAAGCUCAUGAUCUGGCACGAGGAUGGGGACGUUGUAGUAAACGAAGACAUCAUGUACGUCUCAUACCGUUUCCCACCUCAUGGAGUGUACUUUGACCUCAACCAUGACCGCUUCCAAAACUUGCUGGACCAGUACCGACAUUUCUCAAGAGACAAAGUCAAUCCCUUGGUGCUACAGAGAGACGAGCGUGUGUUUAAACCUGAUGGUUGGUGGAAAAUGGGAUUCCAUAAGCAGAAAAACUCUGUGCUGGCCAGUACCGAGGGAAUUAUUUUGACAUCCCCAAUAGUUUAUAUUGUGUCUAAGUCAAAAUACAUGCCCACUUCGGAAAUUUACAUCCAGGGUAGAAUACAGUUCUACAACAGAGAAGGGCGAGACGCUGAAGACCAUGUGACUGGGCUAAAUAUUUAUCUCAGGUCCACUGACUACAGCCGCUUUGACAACCUUGUUGGAAUCAGGUGUUUUAUUGGUGUUGGAGGUGAAAUCGAAGUAACUGGGAGCAACUUGCCUGACAAUGUUGAAAAUUUCAGAAAAUCUGCCAGAGUUACCCCUACCCACACAAAUUGUUACCGUUUCAAGAUAGUUGAUGAGAGGUCACAGAUUAGCUUUACGGUAGUUUCUCUUCAUGACUGCACAACUUUAGAGAGUGUUGCUGAACCAGAGCCACAGAUUGCACUUCUCACUGUUCCGAUACCAUCUAAACUUUUGACCAAUGAGCAGAGACCAUUUGUUUUAAAAAUGAAUGAUGUGAAAAGGCAAGUUCUGAUUGAUGAACUAAGCAUUAAGCAUAAAUAAAAUUAAGAAAAAAUAUCUUGAGUCAAGGCCUAAAAUGGCUCAUCAGUCAUUGUUUUUAUGUAAAUUAUCAAAAGAAAAUGUUUAAAAACUAUUUGACAAUUUACAUUUCCUUGUGUAAAUAUUUGAACUCAUGUACACGGAUAAUUUUUCACUUAGUCAUUUUGAUCUGCUAAGUUUCUUAAGCAAAUCACUUCAUUAUUGUAUAGAUCUGGCAUGUUUUGCCUUACUGUGGUGAAUCUAAGUAUCACAUUUGAAACUGCUUUAACUGUUUCUUUUACAAAAAUGUUGGUACCUGAUUCAUUGCCAGAGAAAAUGUUUAUCUUUGUCUACACACAUUUGGUUGUGAAAUUAAGUAAGUGUAUAUGAUUUAUUUGCUACAUGUUUAUUACUGUACAUUCCAUUAUUUACCCAAGUGGAUCUACAAAUUAAAAUAUUCACAUAUGAAAGUC